Physeter macrocephalus (sperm whale) is the source of this 1085-nucleotide messenger RNA. RefSeq names its product zinc finger FYVE-type containing 21 (gene ZFYVE21). Gene Ontology annotation, molecular function: metal ion binding. The transcript is spliced from 7 exons. Bases 36 to 749 code for a protein of 237 amino acids. The record is from RefSeq and is a predicted model, not a curated record. NCBI's taxonomy places the organism in Eukaryota, Metazoa, Chordata, Mammalia, Artiodactyla, Physeteridae.
GUUGCGGGCGGCGGGCGAGCGCUUGGGGAGGCGUCAUGUCCUCCGAGGUGGCUGCGCGCCGCGACGCCAAGAAGCUGGUGCGCUCCCCCAGCGGCCUGCGUAUGGUGCCAGAGCACCGCGCCUUCGGCAGCCCGUUCGGCCUGGAGGAGCCGCAGUGGGUCCCGGACAAGGAGUGCCCGAGGUGCAUGCAGUGCGACACCAAGUUUGACUUUCUCACCAGGAAGGGCGCCUGCUGCAGGCUUGAGACCGCUGGUUGGGACUCCAGGCGCCACCUUCCUCGUAACUUUUGGAAACUCGGAGAAGUCAGACACGAUGGUCUGUCGUCUUUCCAGCAACCAGAGGUACCUGCUUCUGGACGGGGACGGUCGCCACGAGGUCGAGGUCACGCGCAUUGCCGCCGUGCAGAUGCUCGCGGAAGGCUUCCCUCCUGGAGGAGGCAACGCGCGGGCCACAGGCAUGACCCUGCAGUACACGGCGCCGGGGGCGGAGGGCGUGACGCAGCUGAAGCUGACGGCCGGGGAGGACGCAAACGGCAGCAGAAGGCAGGCGACAGCAUGGCUGGCGGCCAUGCACAAGGCUGCCAAGCUUCUCUACGAAUCUCGGGACCAGUAACGGCACGCGGGCUGGACAGUCCGCUAGGGGCAGCAGCACCUGCUCGCCAAGCACGCACAGGCUCACCUAACCCUACACGUGCUGGAAACGCAACUCAAGUACUCGGAGCUUACCUAGUGCAAUAUGUACACAGUUGAUUGAUUAAUGCUCAGAACACCUCGUGCUUUAGAAUUUGUCUCUUAUCGAUGCCUGACUGGGGGUGGGAGAGACUGAGCUACACUACCGCUAAACUCUUUUUAGCAUAACCUAUACCAUGUUUUUAUGAGUGCCCAAGUUUACUAGAUGGUUCUGGCCCCUUGGUGUUCGUUCCAUUAAUUCUUCCACGGAAGUGACCUGGGCAGUGGUAACUCGGCCUGAUUUGUACUGGAGCGCAUCUCACAGACUGCCCGUUCAUGUGUCACUCAUCUGGGGCUAUGAACAAACCUUUGCUACUUUACAGGGGAAGGAACAAGAUUUGUGUUUUGUACUUUUCA